Parasteatoda tepidariorum (common house spider) is the source of this 894-nucleotide messenger RNA. The record is from RefSeq and is a predicted model, not a curated record. Lineage: Eukaryota; Metazoa; Arthropoda; Arachnida; Araneae; Theridiidae.
UUUAGUGUUAAGUAUUCCGCUUCUCGGUACGGAUGCGGUCAGGAGCGCUUUAUUUAAAACUAACAUUGUGAUUCGAUUUUGGAACGUGUGUUUGUGUGCGGUACUGCCGGGUUUUGGCACCGUUUCUUGCAACAGAAAUUUCAGUAUUAGGUGUUUUAUUUCUUCCGCAUUGGAUUACUGACAGAGUAUUUUUCACUGUGCUGAUUUUCUAAGCACAAAAUGCCAGGAAAGAGUUGGAUUUUUAUCACAUUUUGUGCUGCGUUGUCUUCUCUGCACUGUCUUGCGGACGGGUCAUCAGCGGCAAGGCGGCGAUUACCGGCUCCUUUGCCCCCAAUCGAAGAUGACGUAUCGGAAGAAGGUUGGAUGAUAGCGGGUCACUCGAGUCCAGUUCUAUUCCUGUCUAACGCACGUGAAGCUGUUGAUGUAGAAGGUGGAGAUGAUUUAGAAGAUGAUUUUACAGACACAUUGACUUCUGAUCCACCUAAUGACAAGAUAGGAACUAUAUUCGAUGAAAAUAUUACAAGUGAUGUGACAGUGGCCGCACGAUCCGAUCUCCGUUUAGAACGGUCACUUGUGAACAUGACCAAGCAGAGCGGGGAGAAAGUGAACAUGCGCUGCGAUGUGAAAGGACAAGGCCCUGUAUACUUCAGAUGGUACAAGAACGAAGCGCCAGUUGAGGAAGAAAAAGGUCGUGUAGAAAUAAAGAAAUAUAAUCCUGGCAACGGUCGUGUGGGUUCGAGAUUAAGAAUUUGGAAUCUCGACAUUCACGACACAGGAUAUUAUAAAUGUGAAGCCCAUGCUGGGGCCGAGGCUUCUGUUAUGGGAGAUUCUGAUGGGCCAAGCCAUCUGCCUAGGGUGGAAUCUACGGGGAUUCUGNCAAUCACAGUGAUGUGA